Messenger RNA from Aspergillus alliaceus, 1002 nucleotides. RefSeq lists its product as uncharacterized. Bases 1 to 1002 code for a protein of 333 amino acids. The record is from RefSeq and is a predicted model, not a curated record. NCBI's taxonomy places the organism in Eukaryota, Fungi, Ascomycota, Eurotiomycetes, Eurotiales, Aspergillaceae. The transcript is spliced from 2 exons.
AUGCCAGAGGUAUUAGAGUCCCCGGCCUUCAACCGCGAAGCUACUCUGGUGAUCUUCCCCCUCCUGGCUAUCGCGGCCUACAAUGCCCUGGAGCUAUUCUAUUGGAUCUUCUGCUUUUUCAGACACUACCGUGGCUGUUACUUCUGGAGCCUCAUAGCGGCCACAUGGGGGAUCAUCAUCUUUGUUACAGCUGCAGUCCUUCGGUUGUUGGGAACUGGGCCCCCAGCUCUGGCAAAGAUCACCUUUCCCUUAGGGGUUUUCUCCAUGGCCACUGGUGGCAUCAUGGUACUCUACGCCCGACUGCAUCUCGUUACAAUCGACCGAACUCCUCGAUAUGUCCUCGUCUUCAUCGUUGCCACCGCCUGUGUCCUCCAUCUUCCUCUAACUAUCUUAAAACUCAUAAGAGAGUUCACCACAAGACCGGACUUGGAUGCUUUCUGCCGUAUAUACGAGCACGUUGCCAUAACCGGCUCAUGCGCGCGCGAACUGAUCAUAGCAGGCAUCUACCUUUGGGUUGUGCUCCAAAAUCUGAAACCUAUCCUGGAUGCCCAAGGGUGUGCAGGCAACCGAGUGGUGAAAGAACUGAUCGUCGUCAACAUCAUUCUGCUCCUAUCAGAUGUCUCCCUAGUGAUCAUUGAUCACACUCACCUUCAAAAUAUCAAAAUUGGCUACGGCCCUAUGGCAGCCAGUAUUAAGCUAAAGAUGGAAUUCGCCUUUCUCAACGAACUAGUUGAACUAGUUCAGACGACCGAGAUCAUCUCCCCGACACCAGUCAUUGUCCAGGUUCUGCGCAUGCUAAAUCCUACCAUCGCUCUGUCACUGUCACCAGGGCAGUCCCAUCUCCGCCACAUGGGUUAUGUGACCGCCUUCUGUUACAGCAGCCCUGAGCGUAGUAUCACCGAAGCGAGCUCGAGCCGGGGCAGAAUUGAUCACCGCGAGAGGAUGACGGUAUUCUAUCGCGUGUUUCGUCCUUGUUCCUUCAUCGCCCCCUCAACACCCUGA